Messenger RNA from Stereum hirsutum FP-91666 SS1, 747 nucleotides. RefSeq lists its product as uncharacterized. NCBI's taxonomy places the organism in Eukaryota, Fungi, Basidiomycota, Agaricomycetes, Russulales, Stereaceae. The transcript has 3 exons. The coding region runs from base 1 to 747 and encodes 248 amino acids. The record is from RefSeq and is a predicted model, not a curated record.
AUGAAGAUUCUCGGCACUCAGGCCCUUCCACUCCCGGCCCCUAUUGUCGUCGCAACUGGUAAUGGGCUCUACCCGCGUGUGGUUCAUGAUAGCCAGACGGCGCCCGUUCGCCAAGUCAUUGCGAGAGGAACCAUUUUUGCGAUAUUCUUAGCAGCCUUGCUAUUUGUGUCUGUGUUCUUGGCCAUGGCGCUCGUCUGGUAUCGUGGAUGGCACGAUGACAUUGCCAUGGUGACUGGGACAGUGGGAGGGGUGGUCUUGGCGUUGAAGACAACUUACACCAACGUCAUCCAUGCCCUGCAAGGAAGUCUCAGUCGUGAACCAUCGACUAGCCACGGCGCUCCUUCCGAUCCCAUGCAUCGUGCCGUCGCUCGCCCCUCUCCCAUGUUCAUGCAGCGUACUCGUGCUCCAGUGGCUAGGUCCCGCGUCAUUCAUUUCGGUGUAUCGUCGAUCGCUGAACCCUGCCACGCAACCGCCUCCCCUUCCAGUCGUCGCGCCUUCCCCCGUCUGUCCAGGCCUUUCGAGCUCCACCUCCGUGCUCCGACAGCACGCUCUCGCCCGGGUCCUAGUACACGCUCUUUACAAAGCGACACUGCGUUCGUCGCUGGAUUGUGCGCUGUGCAAGGACCCGCUGGGGAGAUCGGUCAGUUUGAUCAUGAGAGCAGUGUGGAAGGUGGCGAAUAUGUGUCGGUCGAUGAAACUGCGUCGCUGACGGCUGGCGGCUCGGAGGUUCGAGCUUUAGUUGGUUAG